CAUUUUAGCUCACACUACCCGAGGCGAUAUGUGUGACCAGGUCUGCUUUACAUGAUAUAAAAUAAGAAACAUUCGACCUACAGACACAUUCACAGUUAGUCUAUCACAUCAAACACAAUGGUAUCCAAGUUCGUCAUCAUCUUCGCUCUGGCCGCAGCCGCCUCAGCCCUCCCCGUGGUGCCGGUCGCCAAAUACGCGUACGCUGAAGCAGAAGCACCAGCACAUUACGAGUUCCAGUACUCCGUCCAUGACAAUGAGAGCGGAGACGUGAAACAGCAGCAGGAGUCCCGCGAGGGAGACGUCGUCCACGGAUCAUACUCGCUGGUGCAACCUGACGGAGUCCACCGCAUUGUAGAGUACAGCUCUGACGCACACAACGGUUUCAACGCCAACGUACGUUACGAAGGACAACCCAUCCAGGCUCCAGUCCCCGCUAAGAUCGCCUAUGCUGCUCCCGUCGCCAAGCUCGUCCACGCCGCCCCUGUCGCCAGAGUAGCGUACUCCGCCCCUAUCUCCUACGCCGCCCCCGUCGCUAAAGUAGCGUACGCUGCUCCAGUAGCUAAGGUAGCUUACUCAGCUCCCAUCUCCUACGCUGCUCCUCUCGCCCACGUCUCAUACUCUUCUCCCGCCAUCUCCUACCACCAUUAGUAUAAAAAAUCCUGAUACCUGUUAUUAUUUAUUGAUGUUAUAUGAUACGAUUAUGACAAAAUAAAAAAUUAUUACAUAUUUAA
Molecule: messenger RNA, 731 nt
Organism: Danaus plexippus (monarch butterfly)
Lineage: Eukaryota; Metazoa; Arthropoda; Insecta; Lepidoptera; Nymphalidae
Product: cuticle protein-like
Exons: 2
Coding region: 118-648 (176 amino acids)
Cellular component (GO): extracellular matrix
Source: RefSeq, a predicted model, not a curated record